CAAAGCAAGUCACCGCCAUUCCCUUAUCUCCUUUCUUGGUUCGAGAAUGGCGUUUGUGGCACUCUUCGUAUCGGCGACGAAGAUCGCGGCAGUCCUGGUAACACUAACUGUUGCAGCCAAUGCGUUCUCUUUCUCUCGUUACCGGAGAAGGAAUUUGCGUCCAUUCCGGUCACCCAUCGAUGAGUCAUCCGACAUACUCGCAGAUUUUAAUGUCGACGCGGAAGGGGAGAACCAGUUUUUCUUUGGAUUGGCAACAGCUCCUGCACAUGUUGAAGACAGGCUUAAUGAUGCCUGGCUUCAGUUUGCAGAAGAAAAUCCUUGUGAGAAACCAGAAUCACAGCACGGCAUGACUUCAGCAGAUGCAAUAAUGGGUUCAGCUACCGCUGAUGGUGGGUCUCAACUAGUCUCCCUUCCUGGCAAAGAAGCAAAUAAGAAAAGAAAGAAGCCUCUUAGGAUAGCUAUGGAAGCUAUGAUAAGAGGGUUUGAGAAGUUCAUGGAUGAAGAAGAAGUAGAAACCACACAGAAAGAAGAAUGCCAUCAUAAUGUAGCUGCAUGGCACAAUGUUCCUCAUCCGGAGGAGAGACUAAGAUUUUGGUCUGAUCCUGAUACGGAAUUGAAAUUGGCUAAAGAAACUGGUGUCAAGGUGUUUCGAAUGGGAAUUGAUUGGUCACGGGUCAUGCCAAAGGAACCACUUAAUGGACUUAAAGAAGCUGUUAAUUAUGCUGCAUUGGCAAGAUAUAAGUGGAUCCUGGAGAGAGUCCAUUCAUAUGGGAUGAAGGUGAUGCUGACCCUGUUUCAUCACUCAUUGCCACCAUGGGCCAUUGAGUAUGGCGGAUGGAAGCUUGAGAAGACUGUUGAUUAUUUCAUUGAUUUCACCAGGCUUGUUGUAGACAGUGUUGCAGAUAUGGUAGAUUUUUGGGUAACAUUUAAUGAGCCUCAUGUCUUUUGCAUGCUUACUUAUUGUGCGGGUGCUUGGCCUGGUGGUCAUCCUGAUAUGCUGGAGGCAGCCACUUCUGCUUUACCAAUGGGUGCUUUCAAACAGGCCAUGCAUUGGAUGGCUAUUGCUCACGCAAAGGCCUAUGACUACAUUCAUGGACAAAGCAGUGCCGUAUCAAAACCGAUGGUUGGGUUUGCACACCAUGUGUCAUUCAUGCGGCCAUAUGGUCUCUUUGAUGUUGCAGCCGUUGCAGUUGCAAAUUCUCUUAGCCUGUUCUCUUAUGUGGAUAGUAUCUCUGACAAACUGGAUUUUAUAGGCAUAAACUACUAUGGACAGGAAGUGGUCUCUGGUGCUGGAUUGAAGCUAGUGGAGACUGAUGAAUAUAGUGAAUCUGGGCGUGGGGUUUAUCCUGAUGGCCUCUUUCGAGUUCUAAUUCAGUUCCAUGAAAGGUACAAAUACCGCAACUUACCUUUCAUUAUCACGGAGAAUGGGGUUUCUGAUGAGACAGAUUUGAUCCGCCGGCCAUAUAUGUUGGAGCAUCUACUUGCGAUUUAUGCAGCAAUGAACAUGGGUGUUCCUGUGAUUGGUUACUUAUUUUGGACAAUUUCUGAUAACUGGGAGUGGGCUGAUGGAUAUGGUCCCAAGUUUGGACUUGUCGCGGUUGACCGUGCCAAUGAUCUUGCCAGAAAUCCACGUCCUUCUUACCAUCUUUUUUCAAAGGUGGUUAAAACUGGUAAAAUUACAUUUGAAGACCGGGCACAUGCAUGGAGUGAGCUCCAAAGAGCUGCUAGGGAGAGAAAAACACGACCAUUCUAUCGUGCAGUCGAUAAAAAUGGUUUAAUGUAUGCAGGAGGCCUUGAUGAGCCUACACGGCGACCCUACAUAGAACGAGAUUGGCGGUUCGGACACUAUGAUAUGGAGGGCCUCCAGGAUCCAUUAAGCCGACUGUCAAGAUGGAUUCUUCAGCCUUUCUCUCUCAACAGGGAAAGAAAGUAUAAAAAUGAAGAUUCUGAGUUGCUUCUUGAGCCUCUUGAACUUAGCAUGUGACUGCUAAUCCAUCUCUGUUCUUGCACUAAGUUCUGCUGAGGUCGGGCAGCAUCAGAAUCUUUUGUGAGAUGAUGAGAAUUGCCAUAUAGAACCUAUGGUCGGAUCAAUGGAAGCUGGAUGUGGUGGGCCGUAUUUUGAUUACUUGAAGUCUAGAAUGUACCAUUUUCUAUUUCCUUUCCGUUUCAUAUUUUCCUUGUGGACAAGAUGCGACACUGUGCAUGGUCUAAUAUCCACGGUAACAUGGCCAAAUAAUGCUUCCACAAGUUUUCUUCUACUGUAUUUUCUUUAAAAUGCUGCAGUGAUCCCUUGCCUGGAUUUGUAAAGGCUGUCUUCCACAACUUAUAAAAAACAUAGAGAUAGAUGGAUGAUCUCAAUGACUUGGACACGCAAGGAUUUAGGUGGUGCAGACUUGUUUGGAGCAUCUAAGAAGUUUGCUUUCAGUGGAGCUCGAUCUGAACUUUUGUAAUCCAUUUAGUACUACUAAAAAAUUGUAUUUUUUUAAUGAAGCAUGUUCAUAUGAUAGAUGUAUAUAUCACUUGAAUCGAAGUGUGCUACACUAUGAUCAUUUGGGUCAAAUACGCAGUGUGCUAAUAAUACUUUGUGCCAAUAAUACUCUC
Messenger RNA from Carica papaya (papaya), 2601 nucleotides. RefSeq names its product Glycosyl hydrolase superfamily protein (gene SFR2). NCBI's taxonomy places the organism in Eukaryota, Viridiplantae, Streptophyta, Magnoliopsida, Brassicales, Caricaceae. Gene Ontology annotation, molecular function: beta-glucosidase activity. Gene Ontology annotation, biological process: carbohydrate metabolic process. The record is from RefSeq and is a predicted model, not a curated record.